AAGCAAUCGCGAGCAGUCGGUGCGAGCGCGAGCAGCCCCGCUUUCGCCCUCUCUCGUUCUGCAGCGCGCUACAGGUUUCGAAGCAUAUGGUUGAUUCCGCGACGUUUCACGCUAGCUGUGCCACCUGUUCCGUCCCACCGGUAGCUUGUACACACCUCACGCAACCGUUCAUAUCGAUCUUGGAACGCUGGCGUGUGUUCAGCUGAGCGUUGUGUGGCCGAGAGCGUCAGACCAGGGUGUUGAAUGUCAAAGGCUUCAUCUUGCAGUUCGGCAGUGUGUUCCUUUCGGACGCGCGAAACCUCGUGACAGCUGACAUCUCCGCCGAUGUCCAAUAGGAGAGUGAUUACAAACUCUUGCGGUGCUGGAGACUGUGAAUAUGUACUGCUUCAGGACGCAACAAUGAAGAUGGAACCAUAUGAUUGUGAUCUGAAUGUCGGCCAGGACCUACGAGGUUUCACUCUUGGCUAUGGAGUGACCCAGCUGCUUGGACUGAGCUGUGUCCUCAUGGUGGUGGUUUGGACAAGCCACUACUUCGGCGGCUUCUCUGGCCCCAGCAAUCCCAAGACUGAGUUCAACUACCACCCAGUCUUCAUGGUUCUGGGCAUGAUUUUUCUUUAUGGGAAUGGCAUCCUGGUAUACCGUGCACUGAGGAGUGAGCGCAAGUCACGCCUCAAGCUGCUGCAUGGUGCCCUGCAUGCCCUGGCUUUCCUGUCUUCAGUGGUGGCUCUGAAGACUGUCUUUGACUCACACAACCUGGCCAGUCCACCCAUUCCCAACCUCUAUUCACUGCACAGCUGGAUGGGGCUACUCACAGUGAUCCUCUUUUCUGCACAGCUACUGUGUGGAUUCGUGGCGUUCCUGUUUCCUGGAGUGCGCCAGUGGUUGCGAGCUCAGUACCUGCCUCUGCAUGUCUACUUUGGACUGGCAAUUUUCGUGCUUGCUGUGGCCACUGCACUAAUGGGGAUCCUGGAGAAGCUCAUCUUCACGCUGAAAGCAAACUACCAAAUGCUGCCUGGAGAGGCUGUGCUGGGCCACAUGAUAGCGGUGUGCAUGGUGUCCUUUGCCACCAUGGUGGUGUACCUGACAACUCGAACAUCAUACCGUCGAACGCCUUUGCCAGAGGAGGCGGCCCUGCCUUUGCAAGCGCACACACCCACUGAUUGAUGACCGAACUGAACCUAAGACCCGGCCAUUGCUUUGAGAACUGCCCCUUUUGAUCUGAUUUAGUAUAGAGGUAGCUUUCACGCUGACAAUACCGAUCUCUGAACACAUUGCAAGAACAAUAGCAAAAUGUCUUGGGCUCUAAUUGACUGGCCUGAUAGUUUUGGUUUGAUCUCUCCUGUUCUUUUCAAAAGUCCUCAUAAACUUAAUUUUUAUUGCUCAUGGA
Dermacentor albipictus is the source of this 1387-nucleotide messenger RNA. RefSeq names its product transmembrane ascorbate-dependent reductase CYB561-like. Gene Ontology annotation, molecular function: oxidoreductase activity. NCBI's taxonomy places the organism in Eukaryota, Metazoa, Arthropoda, Arachnida, Ixodida, Ixodidae. The record is from RefSeq and is a predicted model, not a curated record.